Gymnogyps californianus (California condor) is the source of this 3009-nucleotide messenger RNA. Its product is annotated as src substrate cortactin-like. Gene Ontology annotation, molecular function: actin filament binding. The record is from RefSeq and is a predicted model, not a curated record. NCBI's taxonomy places the organism in Eukaryota, Metazoa, Chordata, Aves, Accipitriformes, Cathartidae. Bases 31 to 1488 code for a protein of 485 amino acids. The transcript is spliced from 14 exons. Gene Ontology annotation, biological process: regulation of actin filament polymerization. Gene Ontology annotation, cellular component: cortical actin cytoskeleton; site of polarized growth; plasma membrane.
UUGCCAGCAGGAGCUGGUGCGUCUUUUAAGAUGUGGAAAGCAGUCGUGGGACACGACGUGUCAGUGAAGGUUGAGGCUCAGGGAGACGACUGGGACACUGACCCCGAUUUCGUGAACGACAUCUCCGAGAAGGAGCAGCGCUGGGGAGCCAAAACCAUCGAGGGCUCCGGACGCGCCGAGCACAUCGAUAUCCAUCAGCUGAGGAGCAAGGUGUCAGAGGAACAUGAGGUCAUCAAGAAGAAGGAGCUGGAGACUGGCCCCAAGGCCUCCUAUGGCUAUGGGGGCAAAUUUGGAACAGAGCGGGACCGAAUGGAUAAGAGCGCAGUGGGCCAUGAGUACGUUGCUGAUGUUGGGAAGCACUCCUCGCAGACGGAUGCAGCCCAGGGCUUUGGGGGGAAGUAUGGAGUCCAGCGGGACCGAGCUGACAAGUCAGCACUGGGCUUUGAAUACAAGGGUGAGGUGGAGAAACACUCGUCCCAGAAAGAUUACUCCAAGGGCUUUGGUGGCCGUUACGGUGUGGAGAGGGACAAAGUGGACAAAGCGGCAGUGGGAUUUGACUACAAGAGCCAGGCAGAGAAGCACGACUCUCAGAAAGACUAUUCUGUGGGCUUCGGUGGGAAGUUUGGGGUCCAGAGGGAUCGUCAGGACAAGAGUGCCCUUGGCUGGGACCAUCAGGAGGAAGUGCAACCCCAUGCAUCCCAAACAGACUAUGCCAAGGGGUUUGGAGGCAGUUACGGGGUCCAGAAAGACAGAGUAGAUAAGAGUGCUGCUGGCUUUAAUGAGAUGGCAGCUCCCACCUCCUCGUACGAGAAAACAAGACCACUGGAGGCAGGAGCUUCCAGUGGCACCAGCAUCCUGCGGUCACGAUUUGAAAACAUGGCUAAGUCAGCAGAGGAGGAGAGCAGAAGGCAGGCAGAGGAGGCCCGGGUGAGGCGGCAGGCUCGGGAGUGCCAGGCAGCUCAGCGGAAGGAGGCAAAAAAGGAGGAUGAGGAAACACCACCCACUUUGCCACCAAGGCCAGCAGAUCUGGGUGAAGAGCUAUGCAAGAUCCCCAACCAGGAUCAGCCCAUCUACAGUGAAAGUUUGGAUGUCGGUGAAGACUAUGAGGAGCUGGUAGAGCCCUCUGACUACUGUGACAGUACCAAUGGAGGUGCUGACUAUGAGGAGCUGCCAGCACCCUUGGGAAAGCUGGAUGCCAUCUAUGACCAUGGAGGAGAUGGAGGUGAGGACUAUGAGGAGAUCCUUCCUGAGGAGCCCAGCCAGAGCCAGCCCCACCUGGGGAAAACGGACAAUGUUUAUGAGGUGGAGAGCCCUGGGACCUGUGCAGUGGCUCUCUACGAUUACCAAGGAGAUGGAGAUGAUGAGAUUUCUUUUGAUCCUGAUGACACAAUCACACACAUCGAGAUGGUAGAUGAAGGCUGGUGGCGGGGGCAGUGCCGGGGCAAAGUAGGCCUCUUUCCAGCAAAUUAUGUGAAGCUUCUGCAGUGAAACCAGCAUUGUCCAAGCUGCUUCCUUCCAAACUUUUGCCUCUCUCUGCUUCAGCCUUUUACGUGUUGUUAGCUUAAUUUGGCUCGGCCUGGCAGCAUCUGAGGAAAUGUUUUGGCCUGUGCCCAAGAGGACUUUUUGGUUCCCAUCCACUUCUAGACGGGAAAGGUGGGAUGGUUUAAGAGCAUGUAAGUGCAAUAUAAGACGUCUUUUGUACCUAGGCUGUCCCACAUGUCAACCAGCAAGCUUGCAGAAGUGUGUCCAUUCCUGUUCCCAACAGGGCAAUGCACAGAAAAGAAACAUCAACUCUAAUCCAGUCAAGGCAGAAGGGACAUGAGCUAUGGGAGCUUUUUAAGUUGCUGUGGCCCUGGAUCUCAUCCUACCCAGGGGUGAAAGAAAAGAGCACUGUGGAGGCCAAACUUGCCUUUGUUCCCAAGAAGGGUUUCCACUUGCAGGAUUAACUGUUUGCAGCACGAGGUAGAGAAACAUGAACCUGGUCUGUCUGGGCAGAUUUCAGGACUGGGGCCUGGGAACAUUUGACCAUCACAGUGAACACUGCUGACUUUUCCUGCACAUAGACAGAAGCUUGGCUGUAGCGAGCUGUUCCAUUAAACAAGUGUGUGCUGGCUCAAUGAAAAUGUAGGAUGAUCUUGCUAAGGUAGGAGAUUACUUGCUUGGUUUUCCUCUGUGUGCCAAGAAUGCUGUUGGGAGAUGUGUCAUUUCUGGGGUAAACCUUGAAAAAGGAAGUGUAAAAAUUAGAUUAUUUUCUGAGAAAAAUUAUUCUGGAAAAUCUGUCUUGGAGCAAAAGAAAAAUAGUAAAAGGCUUCACUUAACAAAGAGUAUGUUAAUAACUGUCUUGGUCCUCACCCAGGCAGCCCAUCAGAAGACUGUUCUGCUAGCGAAAUCCUUUCAAUCUAGCAAAUUAAUCAGAAUAAGUGCUGCUUGAUACAGGCAGUAGGAUAUUUUUAAGAGAGCUCCAUUUUCCCUGUUAACUGCUCUGACAGUAUAAAUAAGGAUACACAUUCAGGUGGGGUGGGAAGAGCAGUCCCAUGGCUUGUCUCUAGCCUAAGGGCUCCAGUGUACUUUGCAGUCAGUGCUAAAGGUAGGUUCCCCCAUCCAGUAUUUGGCUCAGCCUGUUCUCUCUGCUGUUGGGUGGUUUGAGUCCCGAUGCUGAAGUCAGGCCUCCCCAGUGUGGCAGUAAAAUCGUUAACGCCUCUUAGGCCUUUGCAGGACUCACUAGUUACAAACUAUUUGCCGGUAAUGGUCUCACCAGUUUGAUUAACAAAGAAGUGAAUUAUUUGUUAAAGGGUAUGCUGGCUAGAGCCUCCUUAUCUGAAGAAUGCUAUUGUUAUUUACAAUAUCCUGCUUAUCUGACACAGUUUGGUGAAGAAUGAGUUGCAUAACCUAAAGGUAUAUAAAGUCUGUAACUGCCCCAUUUGGGCAGAGUUCCUAUCAGCAGUGUCUGUCACUCUGCCAAGCUGCGCUCUCCCUCAUAGCUGUAGUAAUAAACUGCUUCUGUUCUGG